AUGUGUCAUUGUCCAGAUACAAUGCAAAUUCCGAGGAAAUAUUAUGGUAUUGCAUUAAGACAAUGCGAGGAGAUGUCAAAAACAUAUGUUGCUACUAAUGGCAAACAUGAGGAUGCUAGGAUCAAAGAUUUGAUAAUUAUUUUUUAA
Molecule: messenger RNA, 147 nt
Organism: Entrophospora sp. SA101
Lineage: Eukaryota; Fungi; Glomeromycota; Glomeromycetes; Entrophosporales; Entrophosporaceae
Source: the annotation of a GenBank genome assembly